AUGGGAACAAAACUGGCACAUUUCAAGGAUUAUGUGGGCUGGCCCUUGGAACCUGAACUCGAAAUUUCCCUCAAGAAGGUUCUGGCAAUCAUUCUACAUGGGUUGGGAUUCGAUGUCAAACUUUCAUCCAUCAAAGAUAUUGACCAAUUUCCGUAUGUAGAUUCAAGGGUAGAAGCCAGCUACACUCCGCGUAAACUCGCCGACCCAGAUAUCUCUGAGCAGACUAUCUCCGUGGGCCUAAACAUCUGCCAAAAACUCGUGUUGGGGAAGAAGUCACAAUCGUUUGAGCCUGCUAUUACAGAUGCCGAGGUUACCAAGUUCAUACCUACCGGGUCCCAAACUCAUCUGGCAUUUCACAACUAUAAUAUCUGGGACUUACAGUACUCGUUUCUCGCGUGUUCCAGGAAUGACUAUUUGGACACGGCCCUUUUGCGGUACAUUGUUGCACGCCUGUUGAACGCUGAUAAAUCUGUACAAAUGGCACUUAGUUGUCUCAAUUGGCGAAAAAAUGUCCACCCAGUGGAACUGUAUCUCUGGGAUGGCGAUGCGGUGCCGGUGUUGGCAGAUCCCAAGUCUCCACUAGGCGCCACCUUUAGGCUCAACAAGAUUUACAUCCGAGGCUACGAUGUAUUUGGUAGGCCACUCAUAGUUGUUAAGGUCGCAAAACACUUUCGGCAUGAUUGUUCUGAUGCCGACUUCGAGAGGAUUAUCUGUUUGCUCAUCGAAUGGGCCCGUCUUGGGUUCAGAGAAAGUCACGGUGUUAAUAAGGGUAGUAUUUUGUUUGACAUGACGGGCUUUUCAUUGGCAAAUGUUGAUUUGCAUGCGGUUCGUUUCUUAACGGCAGCGUUUGAAGCCAACUAUCCGGAGUAUUUGGGAGCAGUUUUGAUCCACAAAGCUCCUUGGAUCUUUUCCACCGUGUGGAAGAUCAUCAAAGGGUGGGUUGACCCGUUGGUGGCCACCAAAAUUCAUUUCACCAAUACUUAUGAACAAUUGACAAUGUUCAUAAAUGACAAACAUAUUCCUGAACUGUUGGGAGGGACUGAUAGGUAUCGGCCCGAGUACGUAGAGCCUACUAAAGAGAACUCACUUCCAAAACCGGUGGACACUCAAUACGAAGAAUAUCUUGAAGAGUACUUUGCAUGUCUCUUGCUGUGGGUAGAGUCGACGGCCAAUUGGAUCACCGCUGAAACUAGACAGGAAUCUCAAGAUCAUCUUGUACAAAGGCUUGAACUCCAAAAGCGGGUGGCCAGAUUGUAUACUGAAUUGGAUCCGUAUAUACGGGCCAGAGGAGUGUUUGACAGAUGUAACGAGAUGACGAAAAUUGGGUUAUAAUUUAAUAACAGGACACCAGAACCAUCACAGGACAAUUUUACGGGUCACCCCAAGUAAAAGUAUGUGUCGGUUUAUAUGAUUUGUAUAGCCUUUCUAAAACUACUCCGGAUCUACACUUCUUAAACACUCUGUAUUCACAUCAAAUAAAACCAUAUAUAACUGUAUAAAACCAAACAUAUCGCAUUGCAUCAAUUCAGAUCAAAAGAACCAAACCCUAUCAACUCAAGGCCAUGAUUGCUACUUGAUUUACAAGUGCUUUUUAGUAUCACUAAGUUCCUCGUGGUGCUUACCCUUGGACUCCUUGUGAAAUUUGAUCUUGGUAAAUUUGUCUUUGCCUUCACUACAACCUUUCUUUGGGAUCAUCUCUCCACCCUUGUGGUGGAAUGGCUUAUCAGGCUUUGGCAUCAAGAACCAUAAGUAACUCAGAAAGAAACCUUCUUCUUUGACAUCAUGUUCAUUGUGUUCAUCGUGUUCGUCGUGUUCGUCGUGUUCGUCGUGAUGCAUAUUUCUGAAAUGUUUGCCCAUUUCUUCCAAUGGGGGUAUUUCUUCUUGAUGGAGGGACAAGGAGCGAAAUAUCUUGUUAUCUACGUUGAGUUCAUCUUGAAUCUGGUAUAAGGCCUUCUUGGCUUCCCAGAAUUGAUCACUCUUCCAGAAGGGGAUAUGUGCAGCAUCAGCAGCAUUCCUGGCUUCCGUGACAGCCUUCCUGGCUUCCUUGACAGCCAUCCUGGUUUCCCUAGCAGCCGUCUUGGCUUCCCAAUACGCAUUGUUGUCUUCGAGCUUCGAACCUAAUUCUUCAAAGUGCUUGUCGACCACCUCGGCCAAAGCCUUCUUAGCGUUCCAGUAUUCUUCAGUCUUCCGGUAAUCAAUUCCUUUGGCUUCAGCGGCUUCGACAGUUUUCUUGACAGCAUCUCUGGCUUUCCUGAAACUUUCGAAGUUAAUAGCACCCUUGAGGUGCAUGUCAUCACUGUGACCUUCUCCAUGGUGAGGCUUCCAAUUCUUGUGUUCCCAGUCCAUAUGUCCUACAGGAGGUGAUCCUACUGGGUGGAAUCCGUCUUGGUGAGAUCCUUCUGGGUGUCUGGGUGGGAAACCUUCUGGGUGGAAACCUUCUGGGUGGAAUCCUUCUGGGUGGAAUCCUUCUGGGUGGAAUCCUUCUGGGUGGAAUCCUUCUGGGUGGAAUCCUUCGCCCCGGAAGUGUUCACGUGGAGGCAUUCCUCUCAUUUGGUAGGCUUCCAUCAACCCCUGGUUCUUACCGUAGUUGUAAGAGCCAAAGGCUGUAAGACCAAUAAUCAACAAGGCCAUAAACUUGAAACCAGCUAACAUUCUCUUUCUAUCCUUGAAUCUUCUGUCCUUGUGGCCACGCAUACGAGGGCCUUCUUCACAGUGAUCAAAAAAAUGUUCACGUUCAUAGUGAGGUGGGAGAGGAGUUUCCAUGCUCACAGGGGUAGCUGGUUCUUCACUUGAAUCAGUGUGUGGUGUCUUUUCCAUAUCUUGGUUCAUAGUUAUCUAUGUAGAAAAAUACAAGUGAGGCAUAAAAAGGAUAUUUAUGAAGGCACAGUUGUGCGACUGCGUCAGUUGUUGAGUGCGUGUACCAAACACAUCAAGGCUAUGGUCCAGAUACACAUUGAUAGAAUUGGCACAAUUGGUGUGUGUUUUCCAUUACCAGCAUGGAUGUGAACUCCCGCCAUCUAGUUCCGACCCAUAACACCAUACAACAACCUUCUUUUCCAUUAGUGUACCAGUCUGUCACUUCUACCCUUCUCUGGACUCCCUCACUCUUUUUGCUGGUGUUGCACAGCCAUAAGCCUACUUGAAGAUAUCCCAGCCAAUAAACAGCGAGGGCUUGGGAAUUUCGUCGAACGUGUAGUCCAUGCCUUGCAAAUAUAAUACCUAGUGGUACUCUUAGAACAGUUUGGCGUGCGAAAUUUCCUUGCCAUUUCGCUGAGAUCUCGAGCUCCAGAUCUGAGAACCAUUCACAAGGUGAUAAACCGAGUAUACCAGAAAAGUUAAACACACAGACCACGAGAGUUUCAGUGGUAGCUACUGCUUGAAUAUCGUGGUACCUCUACACGUCAUACAUUUGUUGGCUUCAGGGUUACUCAUUCUAUACGUGGGGAAGACGUUAUCUAAGCCAUACAUCUGAUAACUGCAUUCGAGGAUCGGCGAUUCGCAACCGUUUUACUCCCAAUAAUAUGCACAAAUUAAUAGUGUAGAUCAUGGCCCCGAACGAUUUGCCAACCGACUGGUGAAUGCAGUACGCUGGAUAAUGGAUACGUUUUAUCUAACGUACGGACGCGGCAUCCUCGCAUAAGCGAGAAUAUGCUCACGUGACCAUGUCCGUUUCUUGGGGUAUAUGGUCACAUUUUUAUUCGGCUGAUGUAAAAGAAUAGAAGAGAUAUUAAGUGUAAA
Yamadazyma tenuis ATCC 10573 is the source of this 3738-nucleotide messenger RNA. RefSeq names its product CRAL-TRIO domain-containing protein. Lineage: Eukaryota; Fungi; Ascomycota; Pichiomycetes; Serinales; Debaryomycetaceae. The record is from RefSeq and is a predicted model, not a curated record.